Molecule: messenger RNA, 7277 nt
Organism: Zophobas morio
Lineage: Eukaryota; Metazoa; Arthropoda; Insecta; Coleoptera; Tenebrionidae
Exons: 4
Coding region: 177-5960 (1927 amino acids)
Molecular function (GO): protein binding
Source: RefSeq, a predicted model, not a curated record
UCAGACAGCAGUUUACUGUGCUCUAUGUCAGACAGAUCAUUAGUUACUAGAAGUGAGAAGAGGUACUUAUUUUCAAGUACUCUCAACAUGCUCUCAAGUGUGUGGUAUUAGGAAACUGUCACUUCGGUUUCAAUGAAAAUUUUCUCGUGCAACCGUAGUUUUUCAACAACUAAAAUAUGGAUAGUUCAGAGAUUUUUAAAAAACGAGCGGGAACAACCGACCGAGGUAAAGAAUACGAGAACAUUGCUAUAGCCAACAUCGUUUUACAAAUGGUAAGCGACGAAAAAAUAGACAACUUCCACAUAUCGUCAAACGACAACAACUUCGGUGCAUUUGAUGAUGUAGUCAUCAAAAUUGAGUCGCAUCAAAAUGUCGUGGUAAAAGCAAUGCAGUUGAAACACAGUGAUCGAAAAACGUUAUCUUCAGAGCAUCUGAAAUCCGCAAAGGGAGAGUUUAGUUUAGGCAAAUAUUUUGACUCUUUUCAACAACUAAAGAAUGUAGAACAAGAAUUUAUAAUUUUUACGAAUCGUUCAUUUGGUGUUAAAGAAGACGCAAAGUUUCAGCUACAAGGACAGAAGUUUUAUGUUCGACCUGUUAGAGUGUGUAGUUCACCUGACCACUUCGCAAUUUCAAAAAACGUAAAUUAUAUCUACAAAUUUGAAAUCGUAGAAGAUGCAUGGACUACAGAACAUAUCUCCGAAAUUCAAGAGUAUCAAACGUUUUUUUCGAAAUUGUUUCUUUAUACUAAUCAAGAAAGUUUUGACACACUGAGACAAUCAACAAUUGAAAAGUUUAGAACAACGUAUUCUUUGAAAGAUAAGGAUUUUGAUCAAUUCUACAAAAUAAUAUCGGAAUGGAAUAUGAGAGAAGGAUACAAAGAAAAAUUGAACAAGAGAUGGAUGAAACGUGCUAUCGCGCUGCAGAUUUUGUCACCUCAUAUUGAGCCGUUAUGUUUUGGUGUCGUUAAUGACAAGAUGAAAAUACUUCGAGAUGCUAUAUCCAUGUUCACUAUCACAUUAGUUGAAGAGAAUUCAAGUGAAAAUGCUAAAAUUUUGUGGGGUGAUGUUGCAAAACAAAAUAUUGACAUUGCAGAAAUAAACAGAAUAAGAAUAAACUACCAACUGUCAGUUGACGAUAUUAAUGCUAACGACGUUGAGAAAUUAAACUCAAAGUUAUUUUCGCAGUUGCUGUGGUUGAUGGAUAAAUGUCCUUUAAUAAUACGUGAGUUUAAAAAUUUUGAAAAAGCCGUCAAAUUGUGCGAAGAUCUAAAGUUCGUCGUGCUUGGUGACGGAAUGAAAGAGCAAUGGAUGACACACUAUUCGUUAUUCCAAAAUCUAUCAAACCUGAGCUUGAAGGAACAGUUUUACCAAAAAGUAAUGGAAACUUUUACUGUCUCUAUUCAAGGAAAGGAAGAAUUUAGCUUAAUGGCAGGUUUUGGAAAAACUGAAAAAUUUCUGGAAAAUGUGACGACGUCAGAUUUGAUGGGAAUGCUAAACGGACCAUGCUUUAUAGACGGAGAGAAAGAAAUACUCUCUGAACCUUAUAUCGAACGUCAUUUAUCGCAAAAUGUUUUAGAUAUUAAUUAUUUAGAAAAAGUACAUGAAAACACUGUUAUCAUUUUACAAUAUGCGGAUAAUUUUGAUAAAGUAGAGGACAAACUUAGAAAUUAUCAACUAAUUAAUGUUGAUGUUUCUCCAAAUGAACAGUCUGAGAACGAUGAAGGUAUAAACGUAGUUUGCAACGAAAGUGAGUUUAAGGACAGUUUCAUUAAAUCAGAUCUUCGUAAUAAAAUGUACAUAUGUAAUAGUAAAGUUUGCGAAUCAAAAUUAGAACAGAUAUAUACGGAUAAUUCAAAAAUGCACAGGUUUCACUAUUUCAAAGUCGCAAACAACGGACAUUUGCAAUGGAUUCAAAGCAAAGGUGAUAUGAGUGACUUAGAAAAUUACAAAUUAUCUAACAGCUCUUUUACGCAUGAAAACUUACUGUCGUCUUCUCAAUUAGAAAAUAACAUCAAUUUAAUAACUAGCGAUCCGGGAAUGGGUAAAUCUGAAUUGAUGAAAAGUUUCAAAAAUAAAUGUCCAUCGCAAAAUUGGACGGUUACGAUUUAUCCCAAAGAUGUCCAUUUAUUUUUUAAAUCUUUUAAAUUAAGUCAAGGAUCAAACUACCUAACUUGGUUUGAAAGAUUCAUAAUCAACGAAAAAUACUGCUCACUCAAAACAUUACACCAAAGUUUUUUCGAAAUGUGUUUAAAACAAAACCGUAUUGUGUAUGUUUGGGAUGGACUAGAUGAAAUUUUAAACGAAUAUUUAGAUGUUGUUUCAGAUAUAAUACUCCAGCUAUCAAAAAGAGGUUUCGUUCAGUGGGUAACUAGUAGAAAACACCUCCAGACAUUUCUAGAGAAAAAAUUCAAUGUCCUCUCAAUUGGCUUAACACAAUUUAGCGAUAAAGAACAACAAAAUUACAUAAAACAACGACUCAAAUUUGUCAGAUCUGAAGCCGAAAUUGAGAUCACCGUUCAGAAAAUUAAAUCCACCUUUGUAAUUAUCGAACAUGUUGACAUAUUAGGAAUUCCUCUUCAGAUAUUUAUGCUCACGGAACUAUUCCGUCGAAAUAACGAAAAGUACGUGGAACUUAUAGACAAUAAAUUUCGUUUAACUAACUUAUACCGCAAUUUUAUCGAAGAAAAAUUUAACAUCUUCUACGAAAAUAAAAGUGCUUAUGAUCUUCAAAAUCCACAUAUGGCAGUUAUGGUUCGUCGAGAAAAAGAAAAGAUGUUAAAACACUUCGAAAUACUUGCAUUAAAACUAAUAUAUCCCGAAUUUGUAUUAGAACGAUUAAAUAUUAAUUACCAAAAAUCGGUCAAAAAAUUUUCUCGUUACGACUAUGCAUCUGUUGGUAUCAUAACCGAAGUACAAAAUAACGCCCCACACUUUCUUCAUGGAUCCUUUGCGGAAUAUUUAGUUGCGACAUAUUUAUCGAAAAAUUUUGCAGAUAUACCGAUUGACAUAUUUUUUGAUCAGAAGUACAAUAACGUACGAUUUUUCUUCGAUAUGUUGUUAGCAGAAGAAACACCUGUUCAUGUAGCGGUGUUACACAAAAAUUUCAACUUACUUAGAAGUUGCGACGAUGAAAUAUUAACAUGCAAAGACAGAGGUGGAAGAAGUGCGUUACACUUGAUUUGCUCAUGGGGAAAAAGGCACCCGCGUUUACAUAUAACCCACGAAAAUAACAAAUACACUGUUCGCGAGGAAACCAAUUUUAAUGGUAAACCGGAAAGUACAGAAUUUCUUGAAGCAGUAAUGUAUUUACAAAGUAAAAACAGUGACUCAGAACAUGAUUCACUAUUAGGGAUAACCCCAUUGUUAUAUGCAAAAAAAAGUGAAAGUUUGGCAGCGGAGAUAAAGUUGCUACUAACAGUUCAAAAAAACUCAAACAUUUUUCAAUCAUAUUCUUCUAAAGACAAAAUAAACAUUCUGUAUUAUUCCGCAUUACUUGAAUACGAUGACGUGGCUAAAUUGCUAAGUUAUGAAAAAUUAGGUAUUUCUCGUGCAGAAAUUAAUUCUAUAACUGAGGCUAAUCAUUGCACUCCACUUGUACUAGCUUCCAGUGGGGGGCACAAACAAAUUGUCGACUAUUUAGUAAAAUCUGGGGCCGAAAUUAAUCGCUCUGAUAAAGAAGGCUUUACCCCACUUUACUUAGCUGCGCAAAACGGUCACGAAGAAAUUGUCAAAUACCUAGUGAAAUUCGGAGCUGAGAUCGAUCGUUGUGCAAAUAGUGGUCGGACACCGCUUUACGCAGCUUGUCAGAACGGCCACCAGAAAAUUGUCGAAUACUUGGUGGAGUCAGGGGUUGAAAUAAAUCGCCCGGAUAACGAGGGCUUUACACCACUCUACUUAGCUUCGCAAAAUGGUUACGAAGAAGUCGUUAAAUACCUAGUGAAAUUCGGAGCUGACAUUAAUCGUUGCUCCAAUGAUAGUCGGACACCGGUUUACGCAGCUUGUCAAUACGGCCACAGAAAUAUUGUCGAAUACUUGCACCUAUCGGGAGCGGAUAUCAAUCGCUCUGGUGUCCAUGAUUUUACACCACUUCGUGUGGCUUCCUAUGGCGGCCACCAGAAAACUGUCGAAUACUUAGUGAAGUCAGGGGUUGAACUAAAUCGCGCAAAUAACGAUGGUUUUACACCACUUUACUUAGCUUCGUAUAAUGGUCACGAAGAAACUGUCAAAUACCUAGUGAAAUCCGGAGCUGAGGUCAAUCGUUGCACGAAUGUUGGUCGAACACCGCUUUAUAGAGCGUGUCUAUCCGGCCACAAAAAUAUAGUUCAAUAUUUGCACCUAUCGGGAGCGGAUAUCAAUUGCUCUGAUGUCGAGGGUUUUACACCACUCUACUCAGCUUCGCAAAAUGGUCACGAAGAAAUCGUUAAAUACCUAGUGAAUUUCGGAGCUGAGAUUAAUCGUUGCUCGAAUGAUGGUCGGACACCGGUUUAUGCAGCUUGUCAAGACGGCCACAGAAAUAUUGUCGAGUACUUGGUGGAGUCGGGGGUCGAAAUAAAUUACUCAGAUGGCGAAGGUUGUACUGCACUUUACUUAGCUUGCCAUAAUGGUGACGAAGAAACUGUCAAAUACUUAGUAAAAUCCGGAGCUGAGGUCAAUCGUUGCACGAAUGAUGGUCGAACUCCGCUUAACGCAGCGUGUGGAUCCGGCCACAAAAAUAUUGUCCAAUACUUGCACCUAUCGGGCGCGGAUAUCAGUUGCGCUAAUGUCGACGGUCAUACACCACUUCGCUCGGCUUCGUGUAACGGCCAUCAGAAAACUGUUGAAUACUUGGUGGAGUCAGGGGUUGAAAUAAAUCGCGCGGAUAACGAGGGUUUUACACCACUUUACCUAGCUUCUCAAAAUGGUCACGAAGAAACUGUCAAAUACCUAGUGAAAUCAGGAGCUGAGAUCAAUCGUAGCGCGAAGAAUGGUCGGACACCGCUUUACGCAGCAUCUCGGUAUGGCCACAAAAAUAUUGUCGAAGACUUGGUGGAGUCGGGGGUCGAAAUAAAUUGUUCAGAUGGCGAAGGUUAUACUGCACUUUACUUAGCUUGCCAUAAUGGUGACGAAGAAACUGUCAAAUACCUAGUGAAAUCCGGAGCUGAGGUCAAUCGUUGCACGAAUGAUGGUCGAACACCGCUUUACGCAGCGUGUCCAUCCGGCCACAAAAAUAUUGUCGAAUACUUGCACCUAUCGGGGGCGGAUAUCAAUUGCGUUGAUGUCAAUGGUUUUACACUACUUCGCCUAGCUUCGUUUGAUGGCCACCAGAAAAUUGUCGAGUACUUAGUGGAGUCAGGGGUUGAAAUAAAUCGCGCGGAUAACGAGGGCUUUACACCACUUUACGUAGCGUCUCAAAAUGGUCACGAAGAAACAGCCAAAUACCUAGUGAAAUUCGGAGCCGAGAUUAAUCGUUGCUCGAAUGAUGGUCGGACACCGGUUUACGCAGCUUGUCAAUACGGCCACAGAAAUAUUGUCGAAUACUUGCACCUAUCGGGAGCGGAUAUCAAUCGCGCGGAGGUCCAUCAUUUUACACCACUUCGCGUGGCUUCUUGUGGAGGCCACCAGAAAAUUGUCGAAUACUUGGUAGAGUCAGGUGUUGAACUAAAUCGCGCGAAUAACGAGGGUUUUUCACCACUUUACUUAGCUUCCCAAAAUGGCCACGAAGAAACUGUCAAAUACCUAGUGAAAUCCGGAGCUGAGGUCAAUCGUUGCAGGAAUGAUGGUCGAACACCGCUUCAUGCAGCGUGUCGGUUCGGCCACAAAAAUAUUGUCCAAUACUUGCACCUAUCAGGAGCGGAUGUCAAUUGCGCUGAUGUCGAUGGUUAUACACCACUUCGCGUAGCUUCCUCUUACGGCCACCGGAAAAUUGUCGAGUACUUGGUGGAGUCAGGGGUUGAAAAAAAUCGCGCGGAUAACGAGAGUUGAUAAUAAUAAUAAUAGUAAUAAUAAUAAAUUUAUUGCUCAUAUGUAAAACAAGUACAUUAAAGCUCGUCAAAAAAAAAAGUUAGGUAUAUAAUUGUAUAACAUAUAAAAUUGUACACAAAACAUAUAUACAUAUAUAGAUUCACAAACACUUAAAAAUAACUACAUUAAAUUUCCGUUAGCACAAAAGUCUAUAAACUUGCUAAUACAGUAAAAACUAUGUGAUUGCAGCAUUGUUUUAAUUCUACUUUUAAAGCAAUUUCUUGGAAGACAUUUGACAGUAUAUGGUACAGCAUUAAACAAUUUUACAGAGAUGAAAUUUACCGACUGUUGUGUCUUUUGCACACGGCAAUAUGGAAUAGUUAAUUAACUGCGAUUUCUUGUAUUGUAGCAAUGAUUGUCAGAGUUUAACAAAAAUUUGGAUUGAUUAUCAAAAGUAUAGAUUAAAGUGUAGUAGAUAAACAAACAAGGCAGUGUUAAUAUAUUUAGAGAUUGAAAAAAUUUUUUACAAGAAGUUCUCUAAUUUUACAAAUUAUCCUUAAAGCUUUUUUCUGAAUUUUAAAUAUUCGCAUGGCACUAGAAGAAUUACCCCAUAGAAGAAUACCGUAUGAUAAUACUGAUUUGAAGUUGCUAUGAUAAUAAGUCAAGACAGUUUCUAAUGAACAGAACAGAACUAAUUUUCGCAGUUGGAAGAGAAUGGAGUUUAAUUUUUUAGCCAGAUGUUACAUUAUAUAAAAAAUCUAUGGUCAACACCAUUCCUUUUUCUAUAGGUAUUUAAUUAUUUAGAAAAUACAGUUAUAAUUUUAAGUAACGAAACAGCAAUUUAUGCUGGAUAAUAUUUGUGUUGGCUGCACGAACCACAUAUAUGUAGCUGCUGAAAUUAAACAAUAAUUUAAUUUAUAACAAAAGAAAUCGGAGAUCUUUUAUAGUGCUAACUAACUGCAUUUUGCGUUAAGAAUAAUAUUAAUUUUUGUUAUUUUUCUAUUGUUUAAUACUCCUAUAUAUUUUUCGAUUCAAUCAAGACUGUUUUUAUUACAAUAAACAAAACCUGCUUACACUAUGAGAAUCCACUGGACCACCGUUAUGCAGUUUAACCUUAUUUGAUUGGAUCUUUCCACCACGUCGUCCAAGGAUCUUCUGAAAUGUCUGUAUGCUUAUCUUCAGGAAGGCAUUGGUUACCAACUAGCCACAGGAAGUCACGAAAAUUAUGCUAAAACACGCUCAAGGCGAGGAACGGCAAGCGUCCACCUUCAGAUUUUAAAAAAUAACUCAUUGCUAUAAUACACAGAAUAAUGUUAAAUAAUAAUGACGUCUAACUUA